AUUAUCCAUCCACCCAUUCAUCCAUUGUGAUUUUGGUGACGCUAAUGGCUGAAGGCUCCACUACGCGUUCUACACCUCGGAGUUGGGCGAGAGGAACCUAUCCGUAUUCGGCGAUGUCGGAAUACAAGCCGUGAUGUUGUAAUCGGCACGGCAAUUUUCCUUAGCCUUCCUGAUACUCCGACGUCUACUCAUCCCCCACACAGUUGGUGAUACGUGUGUCAUCGAUCGUUUCGCCGUCCAAGUCGAUUGCUUCGAGUGGCUUAAGCCUCAUAUGUUCUUGUAAGAUGCCUGCCGUUCGAAUCGCACCCACGCGGGCAGUCCGGGCACGCAACCUUCUCCGGACGGUUCAGAAUCACCCACCGUCAUGUCCCUGCCAUUCCAAUCCCACCUAUCACCAGACUCAAUCGUCUCCUCACUUCCACCGGCACCGACCACGACCGCGAUCCAAUGGCCUUGCUCAAGGUCUCCGCCGCCUUGCAACGCCCUCGCCUCUCCCCGACUAUGCUUUCGAGCUCGCGGCGUCGUCGAUCCGCUUCGGGCCGGGGUCGACGGCGGAGGUAGGGAUGGACGUUGUGAACAUGGGUGCUGAACGUGUAAUGCUUGUGACGGACCCAGGAGUCGCGAAGUUACCGGUAAUGGAGAACGUGAGGAAGGCCCUCGCACAGCAGGGCGUGAAGUGGGAGGAGUACACAACGUGUCGAGUGGAGCCGAAGGAGGCAUCGGUGAAGGACGCCAUUGCUGCCGCGAAGCCGUACAACCCGGAUCUCUUUAUUGCGGUGGGAGGAGGAUCAGCCAUGGACACAACCAAGAUGAUGAACUUGUACACGUGUAAUCCAGAUGCCGAUCUCCUUGACUUUGUCAAUGCUCCUGUAGGCAAAGGGCUGCCGAUCCGCGGUAAAUUGCGGCCUUUGAUUGCGAUCCCUACCACCGCAGGGACAGGAUCCGAAACCACCGGUACCGCGAUCUUCGAUCUCACCUCUCACCAGACGAAAACUGGAGUCGCCCAUCGGGCGAUGAAGCCGACAUUGGGCAUUUGCGAUCCGGAGAACACGCGUACUAUGCCAUCUGCAGUCGCCUGUAGCUCUGGACUCGAUGUUCUCUGCCACUCGCUAGAGUCUUGGACGGCAAUUCCGUAUCAGCAACGGAGGCCGCGUCCCACCAAUCCAAUUGAGCGACCGGCGUACCAGGGUGCCAACCCGAUCAGCGAUAUAUUCAGCUUGCAAGCGCUGAAGUCGGUCAUCAAGUACCUGCCGCGGGCUGUGGCUGAUCCGGACGACUAUGAGGCACAGGAGCAGAUGCUUCUUGCUGCGACAUUAGCUGGUGUGGGGUUCGGAAAUGCGGGCGUGCAUCUCUGCCAUGGUAUGAGUUAUCCCAUCAGCGGCAUGAAUCGCAGUUAUAUGCACAACGGGUAUGAUGUGUCGACACCAUUGAUCCCGCAUGGUGUUUCAGUGGCAGUGACUGCCCCGGCAGUCUUCCGUUUCACAGGUCCGAGCAAUCCAGACCGACAUCUUGCUGCAGCCGAGUGCUUUGGAGUUGAUAUAAGCAAUGUCAAACAGGAGAAUGCCGGCGAGGUGCUCUCGGAGGCACUGAAGGAGUUCCUAGUUAAGCUGGGGGAUCAACCACGUGGCCUGAAGCAGGUGGGAUACACGAGGUCGGACAUUGACGUAUUGGUGGAAGGGACACUGCCUCAACGACGAGUUUUGAUGUUGGCUCCGGGUUUGUCGGGGGUGCAAGAAGAGGAUAAGGAAACAUUAACUGCAUUGUUCGAGGAGGCGAUGGAGUACUAAAAUGGUGGUUCCCCUCUACAGGGCUGUACAUAUGGCUAUAUUGGUUUCCUUGUGCUGGGCCACUGAAUCCCGGUGGGUAAUAUAACUACGGUAGUUGCAACUAUAAUUGGACGUUUCUCCACGACACCACCCG
Molecule: messenger RNA, 1920 nt
Organism: Eremomyces bilateralis CBS 781.70
Lineage: Eukaryota; Fungi; Ascomycota; Dothideomycetes; Eremomycetales; Eremomycetaceae
Product: putative Fe-containing alcohol dehydrogenase
Exons: 2
Coding region: 285-1787 (500 amino acids)
Cellular component (GO): mitochondrion
Molecular function (GO): metal ion binding; alcohol dehydrogenase (NAD+) activity
Source: RefSeq, a predicted model, not a curated record